AUGGCUUCCACCGACCUCGCGGCCUCUGCUGCCAAUGGCCGCACCAGUUUCAGCCGCAGCGGCAGCGAGCGGAGCGCCCGGACGGGACUCAAACUGGGCGCUAAGCCGAAGAAGAAGAUGACGAUAAAGCCCUUUAAAGUCACGCCCAAAUUGCCCGAGGCGUUCGAAGAAACGACGUGGAAAACGCUCGAGGACGCAGUGCACGCAGUCCAUCGUAAACAGAUGACGUCGCUGAGCAGAGAAGAGCUCUAUCGCUCGGUCGAAGACAUGUGCACGUGGAAAAUGGCAACCAGGCUGUACACACGGCUCGAGGAGACAUGUGCGGUGCACGUUCGGGAGCGCGUGGAAGAGCUGGCGCAGUACAUGGGCGGCAAUAAGGAUCUGUUCCUCGAAGCCGUGCACCGACUGUGGGAAGACCAUUGCGAAGAUAUGCUGGUGAUCCGCACGAUUUUCCUCUACUUGGACCGCACGUACGUCAUGCAGACGCCGCACGUUGCGUCCAUUUGGGACAUGGGGCUGAACUUGGUGCGCGAUAAUUUCGUGCAACGCCAGAGCAUGGAGACGAUGCUGAUUGACUCGCUGCUGGACUUGGUCGAGUCCGAACGCGAGGGCAAGGCGAUCAACCGCACGUACCUGUACGCGUUACUGCGGAUGUUGCUGUCGUUGCAUUUGUACCACGCGGAUUUCGAGACGCCGUUUUUGAUGGCAUCCGAGCGGUUCUACCUGCACGAAGGCGCCACGACGAUCGAGUGUAUGAGCGUGUCGCAAUUUCUCGUGCAUGUUGAGAAGCGCCUGCACGACGAAAUCGAGCGCGUGAACAACUACCUGGAUGCAUCGACGAAGAAGCAGCUGAUUCUGGUGGUCGAGAGCAAAUUGCUGAAACCGCACGUAGCCACGUUGCUAGAGCGCGGGUUUGAAUUAUUGAUGGAAGAAGGCCGAAUCGACGACCUGAAGCGGAUGUACGCACUCUUCGCCAGGGUCGAUGCGAUCAACGAUCUGAAGACAGCAUUUUCGGAUUACAUUAGGAAGAACGUGUCGAAGCUGGUCAUGGACGAUAAGCAAGAAAAGGCGUUUGUGGAGAAAGUGCUCAAGCUGAAAGCUGACUUGGACGCGGCACUUAGCGACUCGUUCCAAUCGAAUGUGGACUUUUCAUUUGCAAUGAAGUCAGCAAUGGAGACUGCGAUCAACGUGCGUGCAAACCGUCCGGCUGAGCUUGUGGCAAAAUUCGUAGACGCCAAGCUUCGCACCGGCAACAAAGGUGGCACUGAAGCAGAAGUGGAGAGUCUGUUGGACCGUGUAAUGUUUAUUUUCCGGUACAUCCAAGGCAAAGACGUGUUUGAGGCGUUUUACAAGAAAGAUCUUGCGAAGCGCCUUCUCGUGGGUAAGAGUGCUUCAUUUGACUUGGAAAAGCUGAUGCUGUCCAAGCUGAAAACCGAGUGCGGGAGCUCAUUUACGAACAAGCUCGAGGGCAUGUUCAAAGAUAUUGACCUGUCGCAAAAUGUGAUGAGCCAGUUCCAGCAACACGCUGCAAGCAGGAACGCGCUGGAGGCUUUGCACGGACAUUGUGGUAUUCCUGACAUGCAAGUCCAAGUUCUCACGACUGGAUUCUGGCCACCCUACGCUGCGGUUGAAAUCAACUUACCUGCAUCGCUGGUCCCGCUCAAAGAGAUAUUCGACAAGUUUUAUUCGUCCAAGUACCAAGGACGUCAGCUUCAGUGGCAGCACUCUCUUGCACAGUGUGUAGUAAAGGCCGCGUUUCCGUCGGGCAAGAAAGAGCUCGUGGUAUCGCUCUACCAGACCGUGGUCUUGCUGUGUUUCAACGGAGCGGAUUCGCUAGGUUACAAGGAGAUCAAGGAACAAACGCGUAUCGAGGACGGCGAGCUUCGACGGACGUUGCAAUCGCUUGCGUGUGGCAAGACGCGGGUGCUGCAGAAGGUACCCAAGGGCAAAGACGUGAACGACGACGAUGUGUUUGUAUUCAACAGCCACUUCACGAACCAAUUCAUUCGCAUCAAGAUCAACUCCAUCCAAAUGAAGGAGACAAAGAAGGAGAAUGAAGAUACGCACGAGCGCGUGUUUCGAGAUCGCCAGUACCAGGUGGACGCCGCAAUUGUCCGCAUCAUGAAGGCGCGCAAGAAGUUAUCGCAUGCGCUACUGAUGUCGGAGAUCUUCACGCAGGUUCGGUUUCCUGCAAAAGCUGCCGACAUCAAGCGCCGUAUUGAAAGUCUCAUUGACCGAGAGUACCUCGAGCGGGACUCGACCAAUGCCCAGAUGUACAACUAUUUAGCGUGA
This is a messenger RNA of Hyaloperonospora brassicae, 2292 nucleotides long. The record is from the annotation of a GenBank genome assembly. NCBI's taxonomy places the organism in Eukaryota, Oomycota, Peronosporomycetes, Peronosporales, Peronosporaceae.